Messenger RNA from Hordeum vulgare subsp. vulgare (domesticated barley), 1507 nucleotides. RefSeq lists its product as uncharacterized. The transcript is spliced from 2 exons. The record is from RefSeq and is a predicted model, not a curated record. Bases 287 to 1123 code for a protein of 278 amino acids. Gene Ontology annotation, cellular component: nucleus. Gene Ontology annotation, molecular function: sequence-specific DNA binding; DNA-binding transcription factor activity. NCBI's taxonomy places the organism in Eukaryota, Viridiplantae, Streptophyta, Magnoliopsida, Poales, Poaceae.
AGUACUGUAAAUACCCACCACAAGCUCCACUCCCACAUCCUAAUUCGCUAGCUCGCUCUCGCUCCCGCUGCCGCUCUCAAGCUACCUGCUGGCAGCUAACUAGCUAGGGUUCGCCUACAGAAGGUGACCGCGAGCUGGCUGGCCGGAGAGACCGAGCAGCUACGCGCGCCGCAGCUCGCCGGCCGGGAGCUGCCUAGCUAGCAAAGCUCGGUGGAGUUCUUGUGAAGCUAGCUAGCGGACGAUCAAACUGAUCGACGAUGCGCCUCGUCGCCGGAGGCCACUUGAGAUGAUGAGCAGCAACAACCAGCAGCAGCAGUCGGCGGCGGCAGCGGCGGAGGAGGAGCAGGAGCUAGCGCGGAAGCACGCGGCCGCGGUGGCUACGUCGCGGCAAUGGUCGUCGCAGACGGAGUCGCGGAUAGUGCGGGUGUCGCGCGUCUUCGGCGGCAAGGACCGCCACAGCAAGGUGAAGACCGUCAAGGGUCUCCGCGACCGGCGCGUGCGGCUGUCCGUGCAGACGGCGAUCCAGCUCUACGACCUGCAGGACCGGCUGGGCCUUAACCAGCCCAGCAAGGUCGUCGACUGGCUGCUCAACGCGGCCCGCCACGAGAUCGACAAGCUGCCGCCGCUCCAGUUCCCGCCGCAUCAGGUCGACCUCAUGGACCACAUGAUGACCUCCUCCUCCAUGCCGCUCAUGCCGCACGUCGAUGACAAGUUCUGCCACUUCGCGUCCACGCUCGCCGGAGAUGGCGUCAAGGCCGGGGCCGACGCAGACGGCGGUGGAGCUCACCACAACAUGGGGAGGUUCGGCUACCACCGGUUCAUGGGGCUCAAUAACAACUCCCUGGGACUGGUCAACAGUGGGAUGCCAUACAAUUUUACCGGCGAGUCAUGGAAUAACAGCAGUGUGCACCAGAGCGGUGGCGCUGGCUCGGCACAGGUCUCGAUCGCUGCCGCCGCCGCGGCUCACCACUCGGCAUUCCCGUCGUUACUCUCCUUGGCUCCAAGGUCGCAUCAGCUGGUUUAUUACUCGUCCGAUGCCGAUCAGUUCCCAGUUGAUGACCUGGGCUCCCAAAGCUUGUCCUUGAGCUCAGCGAGGGGUUUCCAUGACCAGACAGGAAGCUAGCUGCAACCUAGCUAGCUAGUACAACGCUGGAUCGAUCAAUAUCCUAAAGAAGACGGAGCUGAUCGAUCAGUGGUAUGGAUUGCACCUCUUUAUCCUCAAGGUAGGACUUAAUAAUGCUCUCCCAGAGCACAAAAUAGCUUGCUAGUAGUGUGUGUGCAUUGGGUUUUUCAGAUAUAUACUUCUUCCUAUGGAACAAGCCUAACAGCGGGUUCUAAAAAUGGGUUAUGCUCUACAAAAUACAAAUAUGCUUAAUUUGGCUUUGGAAGUUGAGCAAUGCUAGCUGGCCUUGCUGUGUGUGACAUACGAAUUUCUUACUUCUUUCCAUAUAUAAAGAAGUAAGCGGUGUAAUGGUUUAUUGUGCAAUAAUAAUUUUGAUUUUUUGAA